UCAUCUACAGCUAGGUAAUAAAUAUUAAGAUAUCAACAUGCAGCCAAAUAUCUGACUAGAGGCAAACCAUAGAAUAAAAAUCGACAUUCCUCAAUAAUGACUCAAUAAAGUAUUUCACGCAUCAUCCUCCGAGCCUUUUUCCCAAACUAUGUUGGGGUCGGCUUCCAGUCUAACCGGAUUCAGUAUUUCACGCAUGAACAAAAUAUUAAAUUAUACUUGAAGUGAUGGUCAAUUGACUUUUCAUCAUUAAUUGCAAAUGAUUUUCACUACGACGGUAUACAUUUCAACAUUGAGACCAAAUGAUCUCUAGAUAAAUCUCUAAAAGGACACAUUUUUAGACAGUUUUUGGAAAUGAUACCAGAUGUGAUCUCUACAGCGCUAACACUAUGUUCGAUGGCGGUAACUGCUUCUCACUGGCCGGACCCACAAAAUGAUCCACUGAUGUAUAUAGCAAACCCAGUGGAAGCAAAAAUGCCCGGUCAUUGGGUGCCUCUCAGUAUCCUAAAGGUGAUCCUACAAAAGAAAGCUAUCCCCGGACCCUAUAAGGAAUCGGGAAUUGUGAAGCAAACGAAACGACCUCAAAAACAUAAAAUACCACAAAAACCUAGGGGUCCUCAAAAGGAUGAGAUAUCUAAAAAACCGAAGGGACCUAAGAAAAAUGUGGAAACAAAUGGCAAGAAGAACCAGCCAAGUUCAUCAAAAGUUCACUCAGAACAGAAGAAACCCCCAAAAGGGAACUCAGGCGAACAUGACCCACCAAAAGGAAACACAGACGAAAAUGACCCGUCACAUGACAAUCAAGAAAAUGAAGAAGUAGUGGAAAAUGAAAACACUGAAUCACACACGGGCAUGGAAAAUCAAGAGGGAGAAGAAAAUGAAAAGGAAGAAGCAGACGUCGAAACAGAACCACCAGAAGAGGAACCACCAGAAGAGGAACCACCAGAAGAGGAACCACCAGAAGCGGAACCACCACAAGACGAACCAACAAAGAAGAAGAGAAAACGUAAACCCAAACAUAAUACACAUCAAAACAGUCCCAGUCGCUAGCCUUGGAAAAGUUUUUUUUCUUAACAGAACUUUUAAACUUAUAAUAACUAGGUAUACAUGUACUACUACCUAUUGACAUUAUAUUUACUUACUAGCUUCUGCCAGCGACUUCGUCCGCGUUAAAUUCGGACUUUGUGUAAAGAGAGGAAGAAUACUAAACACCAGCCAAUCCAAUUCUAAAUCUAUGCGUACCUACUACUACUUCAUCUAAAAAGAAAUAAAAUGAAAACUAUUAUAUUAAUAAAUAUAUAAUAUUGUAAUUGAACGAAUAUUUAAACACUAACAAAAAAACUAAUUCUUACCUAUUUUUUAUAAAAUAACAAGAAAAGAAAGUUUAAUACAAUAGUUAUUGGUUAUACAAGAGUGCAAAGUUGCUUUUUAACCGCGGGCUCAAUUUUGAUGACCGAGCAAGCGAAGGAUUCUAAAAUUGAAACACGAGCGUAGCGAGUGUUUCAAUAAUUAGAAUCCUGAGCGAUAGCGAGGGAAUCAAAAGAGCACAAGGUGAAAAAUCUUUGCACUCGAGUGCAACACGUAACUUUUCAUCCCACCUCAUCGAGGAAAUUACUAAAUGCAAAAAACAAAAUUUCGCGCACAUAAGAAUAUUAAAUUAAAAAGAAGUAGUACCUAUUAAAGUUCAUUUUUUUGAAAAUUCAGUUUAAAAAUGAAACGAGGUUAAAAAUCGAUGUAAAAACAAAAAAAAAAACUUAAUUAAUUGAAUAAUUCUUUUAAGCAGUAUUUUAUUUGUUUAAUAUGUAUUUGUUUGAAAAGUCUUAUCAAGAUUGUCACAAAUGGAGUAUUGCACACGAUGUUCUAAAUUCAAAUCACUUUGCCGCUCUAGAGGAUAAAAACGGCUUUUGCGCUCAGAUAUCAAAGGGUAAAACUACUCUUUCCGAGAUGGUGGGAUGAAAA
Helicoverpa armigera (cotton bollworm) is the source of this 1956-nucleotide messenger RNA. RefSeq lists its product as uncharacterized. The record is from RefSeq and is a predicted model, not a curated record. NCBI's taxonomy places the organism in Eukaryota, Metazoa, Arthropoda, Insecta, Lepidoptera, Noctuidae. Bases 352 to 1047 code for a protein of 231 amino acids. The transcript is spliced from 2 exons.